CAAGAGUCAUAAUAUCUUUAGAUCUGAAUAGAUAAUAAGAAAAGAUGAAUAUAAUUAAAAAGUAUUACAGGACAACUGAAAGUAGUCAAUCUAUUUCUUUGGUUAGUGUGAAAUUUACAAAGAAUUACUAUGUGAUUUUUGCAGCAAAACUGGUCAAUACAAAAUAACAGGAUUAUUUCCUGAACAUAAUAGAAUAAAAUUGGAAUCAACAAAAUGCAUUUGAAGAAAGGAUUUAAGCAUAAAUGGAGAGAGACCGUCUGUCCAGUGUGGUGGAUAGAGCAUACUCAGUCGUUGGGUUUGAAGUCUAGAUUCAGCUGCCAGGCUUUAAGUUGGGUCACUUAGCAUUAGACCUCAUAGCCUUAGUUGUAAAGUAAAAUGAGAAUUUCUGCCUGGAUCUCACUCAGUUUUGGGGUGAGAAUCUAACACAAUUGUGUGGAGCUCUUUGUUAAUGAAAUCAUCUUAUUGGUGCAAGAUAAUAGUAUUUUAAAACAGUUGAUUUUUCCAAUUUAAGUUUGAAGACUCAUCUUCUGACUUAGGGAUAUUGAAUGUCAAUCAGUUUACUUUCUGCCAACAGAAGGAAGAGGAUCUAUUUAUAUAUAUGUGUAUAUGUAUGUGUUUGUUUCCAUCAGAUGCAGAGAUCAGGUUUGAUAUGAAGGAGGACAGUGCAAAUCUGAAAAUAAUCUCAUGGAACAAGUAUUCUCAAGCUAGUGAAUAUAGGGCUGGUCUUGCUAAAUAUAAGAAAAUUCAUAAUGAAGAGAAACAUUUUGAAUACAAUCAACAUGGAAAAGCCUUCAUAACAAAUUCCAGUGUUGUGAAUAAGAGAAUAUAUACUGAAGAGAAACUUCAUGAGUAUCAUGAAUGUGGUAAAGUUUUCAGUGUACACUUUUCCCUUAUUAAACACCAGACCAUCCACAGUGGAGAGAAAUCUUAUGUAUAUAAAAAGACUUUCAGAGACAGAUCCACUCUUAAUAAACAUCAGAGAAUCCACACAGGAGAAAAAUAUUAUGAAUGUAGUGAAUGUAGAAAAACUUUCAGAGACAGAUCCAAUCUCUAUAAACAUCAGAGAAUCCACACUGGAAAGAAACCUUAUGAAUGUAAUGAAUGUGGAAAGGCUUUCACCCAGAGGGGAAAUCUUGCUGUUCAUAAGAGAAUCCACACUGGAGAAAAGCCUUAUGAAUGUAACCAAUGUGGAAAGGCUUUCACAUGCAGCUCUAGUCUUGCUGUACAUAAGAGAAUCCAUACUGGAGAGAAACCAUAUGAGUGUCAUGAAUGUGGUAAAGUCUUUCGGGAAUACUAUUUUCUUAAUGUACAUCAGAGAAUCCAUACUGAGGAGAAACCUUACAAGUGCAAUCAGUGUGGAAAAGCUUAUAAACGCAGGUACAGUCUUACUCUCCAUCUGGCAAUCCACACUGGAGAGAAACCUUAUGAAUGUGAUCAGUGCGGAAAGGCUUUUACACGGAGAGCUCAUCUUACUGGAUAUCAGAAAAUCCACACUGGAGAGAAACCUCAUGAGUGUCUUGAAUGUGGAAAGGCUUUCAGUUGCAGCUCCUAUCUUGCUAUACAUAAGAGAAUCCACACUGGAGAGAAACCUUUUGAAUGUAAUCAGUGUGGAAAGGCUUUCAGAUGUAGCUCCAGUCUUGUUGAACAUCAGAGAAUCCACACUGGAGAGAAACUUUAUGAAUGUAAACAAUGUGGAAAGGCUUUCAGAUGCAGCUCCACUCUUGCUGAACAUCAGAGAAUCCACACUGGAGAAAAACCUUAUAAAUGUAAUCAGUGUGGAAAGGCUUUCAGAUGCUUCUCCAGCCUUGCUGUACAUAAUAGAAUCCACACUGGAGAAAAACCUUUUGAAUGUAAUCAAUGUGGAAAAUCUUUCAAAUGCCGCUCCAGUCCUGCCGCCCAUCAGAGAAUCCACACUGGAGAGAAGCCUUAUGAAUGUAAACAGUGUGGAAAGGCUUUCAUGUACCACUCCACUCUUCAUAAACAUCAGAGCAUACACGGUGGAGAAAAACCACAAUGAACAUAAUCAAUAUGAAAAGGCUUUCAGAAUGAGCUUUUUUCUUGGAGUACAUCAGAGAAUUCUCUCACUGGAGAGAAACCUUAUAAAUGUAAUCAGUAUGAAAAGGCUUCCAUGUUACUCAUCAGAGAAUCCACAAUAGAGAGAAGCCUUAUUAUGAUUGUCUAGAAUAUAUUAAUACUCUUAAUAUUCUCGUACUGAAUAUCAUAGAAUCAAUACUAGAGGAAGAACUUCAUUAAUGUAAUCAGUGUUCAACUAAAGUCAUCCCUCAUUUCCCAUCAGAAAAUUCAUAUAAUGAAUGUGGAAAAACAUUCAAAUGAAGUACAGAGCUUGUUAGACAUCAGCAAAUUCAUCCUGGAAAUAAGUCUUAUAUGGACUCAAUGUGGGAAGGUUUUCAGCCAGAGACCAUCUCUUAUUUCACAUCAAAGGAUUCAUAGGUGGAGAGAAAAUUUCUUAAUGUGCUCAAUGUGUAUCUUCCUUUUGCUGGAAGAUGGAGGUUAUCAGACAUCACAAUAUUUACACUGGGAAAAUAAAACCUUUAAAAAGCAAUAAUUGUGGGAAGGGCUUCACCUAGAACUCUUACUCAUGUGUAUUUUGGAAAAAUCUUCCUGGAGAUAAUACUAAAGAAACUAAUUAAUGAUGAAAAGCAUCUUCUGGCAGCACAGACUUCAUUAUUCAUCACAAAAUUUGUAUGGUGUAUGAAGUCCUAAAAACAGAUGGAAUUUUUUCUCUGAAAUCCUAAGUUUUCUCAUUCAUUCUCUGUGAUAUUCCAUGGUUUUCCAAUACUACAACUUUUUACCUCCCACUCUUAAAUACUUUAUUUUUUCCAAUUGGAUAAAAAUAUUUUUAAGAUAUUUUAAAAAGUUUUGAAUUCCAAAUUCCCUCCUUAUUUACUCUCAUUGAGAGAGCAAGUGAUUUGAUGUAGGUUAUACAAAUCUAGUCAUAUAAAACAUUUCCAUAUUAGUUGUGUUCUAAAAGAAAACAGACAAAAAACCCAAACAAAUGAGAAAAAUAAGUGUUUUUUUUUCAAACCCAUACCUUCCAUCCAAAGCAAAAGAGUGAUAAGGGAUAGGCAAUGGGGGUUAAGUGACUUGCUCAAGGUCACACAGGAAGGAAGUUUCUGUGGCCAGAUUUUAACAAAGGACCUCUCAUCUCCAGGCCUGGCUCUCAGUCCACUGAGCCACCUACCUUCCUCCCCUUUAAAGUAUAUUUUGAUCUUUAUUUAGACUGUUAUCAGUUUUUUUCUAGCAGUACAUAAUAUUUUUCAUUUUAAGUCCUUAAGAAUUGUCUUGGAUCAUUAAUACCAUAACUUCUCCAACUUUUCUCUAGUUGAUCUGUAUUCAAAGUGUUUCAUGAUGCUAACUAAUGUAAAAAAAGCCUUGUUUAAUAUUUUGUGUCUGUUGGACUUUUUCUUUUAAUGAUGCCUUUAAACUGCUGGAUAGCACAAAAGAGAGCAUUGUUUUUGAAUCUAUAAGCCCUGAAUUCAAAUGCAGUCUCUGAUACUUACUAGCUGUUUAACCCUGGACAAGUCACUUGGCCUAUUCCUGACUCAGUUUAUCCAUCAGUACAGUUGGGAUAAUAAUAACAUCUACCAUGCAGAGUAGAUGAGAGGAUCAAAUAAGACAAUAUUUGUAAUGUGCUUUGUAAACAUUAAAUCACUCUGUAAAUGAUACUUAUUAUUUUUCCUAAGGCUCAUAAAUCUUAUGGAAAAGUCAGUGGCUAUGAGAUAGUUUAAUCACUUUUUAUUCAAAUUGAUAUUCAGAACAGUAUAAAUGACUGCAGUAUAUUUUAAUGUAUAGGAAACUGGAUUUAGAGUUGGGAAGUCUUGGCUUUAAAAUCUGCCUCACAUGUUCUUAAGCAAUGUAACGCUGGGAGAAGAACCGCCUCUCUGUGCCUCAGUUUAGGAGGCUGAACUUACUGGCCUCUAUGGUCCCAUCUAACCCAAGUCUGUUCUCAUCCAAAGUACCUUUGUAUGUCUCUUUCUUAAACUUCUUCCAGUAUUCCAGCAGUAGGACCAAAUCUGAACCCAUAGCAUAAAGUAAUAAUCACCCAAACUAUCUAAUAUAAUUUAAAAAUAGACAGCUUGUACAGGAUGCAUGUGAAAUACAUGUGUGGGAGAUUCUGAUACUUAAAUUAUGGGUGCUUGACUAGGCAAUGCUAGUUUGAUUAGUAGUCUCUCCCCAUACCUUUUACAUUGUGGAUUUCUAGAAAUCCAGAGACCUCGACUGCUGGUACUAAUCAUUACAUUAAAACUCACAAGCAGUCUGACAGAAAGUAGGUAUAGACCAACAUCCACAGCAUAGACCAGUAUUAGCUCCAAAUGAAUAUGAAAUUUAGAUGUGAAAGGUUCUUUAAAGAAAUCAGAGAAACCAUAAAAGAUUCAUUUUGUAAAGAAUGUGGCAUCAGAGAAGGUGUGGAGAAGAUCACACAAAAUGAAAUGGGGCAUUCAUGUCAGAUGAAGAAAUCAAGGUUACCUAAAAUAUGAAGGGAAGCAGUUAUUUGAGGGGAAUGAAUGUUUCCUUAAUAGAGGUCUCAUAUCUAAGGUGUUUAAAUAGACUGGAUACAGUCAUAAAAACUAGCUAUUCCCCAACAGAACUUUAUUAUAGACAGUUAUCAAAGGAAGAAAGAAAUCCAAGUUAUUCACAACCUCAUGAAAAAGUGUUCCACAUCUGUAAUUACUAAUCCAAAUCACUAAUAAUUAGAUUUUCAAAUUGGUAAAGACGAGAAGUAAAUGACAAUCACAGAUAUCGGAAGGAAUUUACAAAUUUGUAUAUUAAGGAAAAAUGUUUUAAUAUUAUCUAUGUCGAAAUAAAAUAUGUGUCUUAUCCUGUCCUCCGAGUCCUUCAUCUCUUUCAAUAUGUGGGUAGCGUAUUUUGUCCUCUGGAGACAUGGUUGAUCAGUGCAUUGAUCAGAACUUGGAAGUCUUUCAGGCUUUUGUUUACAUUAUAAUGUUGCUUUUAUUUGUAAUGUGUAUAGAUAUAUGGGGUGCUCAGGGAGGACUAGUACCUCUGUGUGAGGGUGGCUUUCCGCCUUUGACUGGACAUGUGUGGUGUCCACGUCCAGUAAAACCAUCCUGGCUGAUUGGCUAAACCAGGUUGAGAGUAAUCAUUAGGUCUAUAAUCCUUAGGUGAAUUAGGGAGGAUUUCUGCUCCAAGCAUGUGAGGACUUCCCCAGCAGAAGGGGAGAACACUUUGUUCCAGCAGCCACAAUGUUGGCAGGUGCCGUGAGGAACCUAGAGAUUGCCAAAGUCGUCCACUCUAUCCUGAGCUAUUGCCAGUCAUCCUCACCUUAGUCUUGCCAGUGGACGUUGAUGAUUCUGGAAGAGAAUCAGAUGAAUGACACUGUACAACUCCACCUCACUUAAAUCAAAUACACUGAUGUCACUGGCCCUCUUUGAACUAAGGAUGAACAAUUAGCUAUAUGGCAAACACUGUACUAAGGUCUGGGAAUACAGAGAAAAGGCAAAACAUAUUUCCCAGUAUUAUUACUAUUUUUUCUCUUAUUUGAAUUUUAAAGUCUGUUUUGAGUUCUUCUAGUGCCUGAGAAGAAUUCUUAUUUUUCUUUGAGUCUUUGCAUGCAGUCUAUUUCAACCUAGGUGACAGCUACUAAUUGACUUAAACAAUUAAAUUCUCUUGAACUGUUUGAAACUGCCUGUUUUUCCCCCCUAGUAGGGAAAAUCACCUUCUACUAAAACACUGCAUCAGUCACUUUCUAACAAAUGGAAGGGGAAAGGUUGAGAGAGGAGUUGAGUUGGAGGAAGAGGAGGAGGAGGAUGAGAGAGAGAAACUGUUGAUCUGAAUCUUAAGUCUAGCUG
This is a messenger RNA of Monodelphis domestica (gray short-tailed opossum), 5828 nucleotides long. The record is from RefSeq and is a predicted model, not a curated record. Lineage: Eukaryota; Metazoa; Chordata; Mammalia; Didelphimorphia; Didelphidae.